This is a messenger RNA of Myotis myotis, 1993 nucleotides long. RefSeq names its product acetylserotonin O-methyltransferase like (gene ASMTL). NCBI's taxonomy places the organism in Eukaryota, Metazoa, Chordata, Mammalia, Chiroptera, Vespertilionidae. The transcript is spliced from 13 exons. Gene Ontology annotation, molecular function: nucleoside triphosphate diphosphatase activity; O-methyltransferase activity. The record is from RefSeq and is a predicted model, not a curated record. Bases 80 to 1912 code for a protein of 610 amino acids.
AGGCCCAGAGCCGGCGUUCGGGGCGGCGUCCGGCGUUGGAAGGUGGUGUCCGGGGCUGCGCGGCUCGGGGCGGGGCGCCAUGGUCCUCUACCCGGUGAUCCGGAGGCUGCGGAACAAGCGCGUGGUGCUGGCCAGCGCCUCCCCGCGCCGCCAGGAGAUCCUCAGCACCGCGGGUCUCAGGUUCGAGGUGGUGCCCUCCCGGUUUAAGGAGAAGCUGAACAAAGCCUCGUUCCCCACGCCGUACGCCUACGCCAUCGAGACCGCCAAGCAGAAGGCGCUGGACGUGGCCCGGCGGAUGCACCAGAAAGACCUCCGGGCCCCCGACAUCGUCAUUGGAGCCGACACCAUCGUGACGCUGCAGGGGCUGAUCUUGGAGAAGCCGGUGGACAAGCAGGAUGCCUACAGCAUGCUCUCCAGGUUGAACGGGAAGGAACACAGUGUGUUCACAGGCGUCACCAUCAUCCAGUGCUCCUGCCGAGACAGCCGGCUGGACAUGGAGAUCUCGGAAUUCCACGAGGAGACGCUGGUGAAGUUCUCGCAGCUGUCGGAGGAGCUGCUGUGGGAUUACAUCCACAGCGGGGAGCCCAUGGACAAGGCCGGCGGUUACGGGAUCCAGGCGCUGGGCGGGAUGCUGGUGGAGUACGUCCACGGAGACUUCCUCAACGUCGUGGGCUUCCCCCUGAACCACUUCUGCAAGAAGCUGGCGGAGCUGUACCUCACGCGGCCCAACGAGGACCUGCCGCCGGCCGAGCACGACUCCAUCCCCGCCGUCGACACCUUCGAGAACCUCAGCGACGCGGAGGGCCGCGGCCAGGGCGGGGCCCAGGGGCAGGCCGACCGGCCGCGGGCUCUGGGCCGGAAGAACUCGGUUCCUAGCAGGAUGGUGGACAGCCUGCCCCCGACGCCCCUCCUGGAACUCCUGGACGGCUUCAAAGCAUCCAAGGCCCUGUUCACCGCCUGCAAGAUGAAGGUGUUUGAUCUGUUGCAAGACGAAGCGCCCCUGGGUGCCGCGGAGAUUGCCCAGAGAAUCGAGGCCUCCGAAGGCGGGACCGGGCGGCUGCUGGACGUGUGCGCGGCCCUGGGGUUGCUGGAGAAGACGGACAGAGGGUACAGCAACACCGAGCUGGCCAGCCUGUACCUGCCCUCGGGCGGCAAGUACUCCCUGCACCCCCUCAUCGUCUACCAGGACGAGCACACCUGGGACUUCUUCACGGACCUGGAGUCCGCCGUCCGCGAGGGGACCAGCCGGCACCGCGGGGCCCAGGGGAGGACGGUGGACAGCCUGUUCCAGGACCGCUUCUACCAGAGCCAGGACCGGAAGCUGCAGUUCCUGAGGGCCAUGCACAGCCUCAGCAAGCUGACCGCCCGCCAGGUGGCCACGGCCUUCGACCUGUCUCGGUUCACCUCCGCCUGCGACCUGGGAGGCUGCACGGGAACCCUCGCCCACGAGCUCGCCCGGGCGUACCCCGGCCUGAAGGUGACCGUGUUCGACCUCCCGGAGGUCCUCGAGGACGUCUCCGGGUUCCAGCCCGACCGCGCACGGGCUCCGCGGGUCAGCUUCGUGCCAGGCGACUUUUUCCAAGACAGCCUCCCGGAGGCCGACCUGUACAUCCUUUCCAGAAUCCUCCGUGACUGGCCGGACGACAAGGCCCACGCGUUGCUGAGCCGGAUCUCGGGCAGCUGCAAACCAGGCGGCUGCCUGCUGGUGGCAGAGACGGUGCUGGACGAGCAGAAGCGGGCGGCGCGGCCGGGGCUGCUGCAGUCGCUGGACCUGCUGGUGCAGUCGUGGGGCCGGGAGCGCAGCCUGGGCGAGUACGGGCGCCUGCUGCAGGCCCACGGCUUCGAGAUCGUGGGGGCCGCGCGCACGGGGACCAUCGUGGACGUCAUCCUGGCCACGCGCACCACACCCUGAGCCCCCCGCCAGCCUGUCCUGAGCCCCCCCAGCCUGCCCUGAGCCCCCCAGCCUGCCCUGAGCCCCCCCAGCUUUCCCUGA